AUGCCAGUAAAGAAGAAGAGAAAAGACUCCUCCAGGGUGGCAGCAGCAGUAGUGGAAGACAGUGGCCUAAAAAAGUGUAAAAUCUCCAGCUAUUGCAGAUCCUCCCUCCCUGCUAGACUAAUAAGUGGAGAGGAACAUUUUUCAAGCAAGAAGUGCCUGGCUUGGUUUUAUGAGUAUGCAGGUCCUGAUGAAGUUAUAGGGCCAGAAGGAAUGGAAAAAUUUUGAGACAUUGGUAUUGAACCUGAAAAUAUUAUGUCAGUUUUAGUGUGGAAAUUGGAGGCUGAAAGCAUGGGAUUUUUUACCAAGGAAGAAUGGUUAAAGGGAAUGACUUCAUUACAGUGUGACUGCACAGAAAAGUUACAAAACAAAUUUGACUUUUUGUGCUCACAGCUGAAUGAUAUUUUGUCAUUUAAGGAUAUAUACAGAUAUGCAUUUGAUUUUGCAAGGGAUAAAGAUCAGAGGAGCCUUGAUAUUGAUUCUGCUAUAUCUAUGUUAGCUCUUCUGCUUGAGAGGAUAUGGCCACUGUUUUCAGUAUUUUACCAGUACCUGGAACAAUCAAAGUACUGUGUUAUGAACAAAGAUCAGUGGUACAAUGUAUUAGAAUUCAGCAGAACAGUCCAUGCAGAUUUUAGUAACUACGAUGAAGAUGUUGCUUGGCUCGUUCUUCUUGAUGAAUUUGUUGAGUGGCAAAAAAUACAUCAAACAUGA
Messenger RNA from Fukomys damarensis (Damara mole-rat), 708 nucleotides. Its product is annotated as DCN1-like protein 5. Lineage: Eukaryota; Metazoa; Chordata; Mammalia; Rodentia; Bathyergidae. The record is from RefSeq and is a predicted model, not a curated record. Gene Ontology annotation, cellular component: ubiquitin ligase complex. Gene Ontology annotation, biological process: protein neddylation; positive regulation of ubiquitin-protein transferase activity. Gene Ontology annotation, molecular function: ubiquitin conjugating enzyme binding; ubiquitin-like protein binding; cullin family protein binding.